Macrosiphum euphorbiae (potato aphid) is the source of this 270-nucleotide messenger RNA. The record is from the annotation of a GenBank genome assembly. Lineage: Eukaryota; Metazoa; Arthropoda; Insecta; Hemiptera; Aphididae.
AUGUUUUGGAGCGGUGAGAGGAAAGCAUUUGAGCAGUCAUUGGGCAGACCUGCUCGUUCUGAGGAUGUUGUGGGUGUCCUUUGCAGAUUAGCACCUACGGAGCUACCGGAGGACCAGCCAACAAGGAGGAGACUAGUGUCGGCAGUCAACUGGAGGAGGGAGCUGUUUACACAAAUGGUGGAGGAGAUAAUGGGCCGCAAGGAGGAACUAGAAAGGGAGCGGCAGCGUGCCGGUGAUCAAGGUGCUCAAAAGCUCAACAUAACUAAUUAG